Messenger RNA from Nelumbo nucifera (sacred lotus), 630 nucleotides. Lineage: Eukaryota; Viridiplantae; Streptophyta; Magnoliopsida; Proteales; Nelumbonaceae. The record is from RefSeq and is a predicted model, not a curated record.
AUGGAAGGUUAUACCGUUAGAGCUUGUAUUCUUGUAGCCCUUGUCGCUUUUCUGGGCUUUGGCUCAAACAUGAAAACCUGCUCAGCGGCAAACAAUAUCACCAGCAAUUCCUACAACACCACCAUCACCAACUUCAUUCGAUCAUCCUGCGGCGUGACGCUGUACCCACAGUUAUGUUACACUUCUCUCUCAUCCUACGCGAGUUCUAUCCAAACCAGCCAUAUGAAGCUUGCUUACACAGCUCUUAACGUAAGCAUGAAAAGCGCCAGGUCGACAUCGGCCAUGAUUUCGAAUAUGUCCCAACGGCAGGACCUGAUGCCCAGGGAAGCGGCCGCCGUGAAAGACUGUGUGGAAGAAAUAGGAGACUCCAUUGAUGAGCUGAAGCAGUCCUUAAGGCAGAUGCAGGAAUUGGGGGGCUCUAAUGUCGAUUUCCAGAUGAGCAAUAUAAAGACUUGGGUGAGUGCGGCUCUAUCCAACGACGAUACAUGCGUGGACGGAAUCGACAGCAACGACAUCAAUGCUGAGGUCAAGAACACAAUCAAGAAGAGAAUUCUCAGGGUCGCCAAGCUCACCAGCAACGCUUUGGCCCUCAUCAACAAUCUCUCUUACACCGAGUUGCAGUCACCCUAA